UGUUGUGUCUACUCCUAACAUGUCUAUGGCUAUCAUUUCCUGGUCCACGUAUAGCGAAGACAGUUGCUAUGUGGAUUUAGAGUAAUCUUAAGAUGAUAUUUGUCCCAUCUCUACUCAAACCUUCCACUCGCUUGUUCAGCACUUCCCCGUGAAAGAUAGCGUGGUUCCCGGAGGAGGUUUUGGCGCGCAGGCGGUGAUUUAAGAAGAGUGCAACAUGUCUUGGUUGGCCGAGUUUGCCGGCAGAGCGGAAGACUUCCUGAAUAAAGUGGACCAGGGAGCUGCGACGGCCUUGAGCACAAGUGAGGCAAGAACAUCCCCCCUCACUUCAUUCUAUGAAGGAGACGCAGCAGUCCAGUCCGAGUACAAAACUGAAGGCUUUAAUAAGAGCAGUGGUGCUUCUCAGCAUGCAUCAAGCUACAUCUCUUCAGCAGCAGGCCACAUAAAGACAUCCAGUUCUGCUUCGGUCAGCAGGUCCAGCACCCUCCCUGGCAAGGAGGCCUCCAGUGGCACGUCAAACCCCGCCAAGGCUGCCUCCUCCUCCGGCUUCGUCAGGCGCAAGAAGAGCCAGCUUGACGUGGAUGACGAUAUGCUCUUUGACUUUCUAAACAGCUCAGAGCUGCCAGUCGGCGGCAGGCGAGACUCCAGCAGGGAUGCGGUCAAAGCGGCGGCACCCAGCCAGGUCGCGGAGGCUAAAAACCUGACUCCUCCUCCCCUCGCCGUCCCCUCUCUCCCGUCAACGCCCCCCUCCACCAGAGGAGUGUCCCGGGCCUCCAGCAUCAGCUCGCUGUCUGCUCACAGCAUGAAAGCAUCAGAAGAGUGCUCUGCUAAAGAACAGAGCCAAGACAGUCCGGACUCCCCUGAGCCCUGCGACACAAGGGUGGCUUCCCCUCAGGAGUCCGGUCCCCCCGAGGAGCCUCAUGGCCAGGUUCUGUCCAGCCUGCGUCUGGAGAACCAACUCCUGCGCAGUGAGGUGUCCUCGCUCAACCAGGAGAUGGCCUCGGUCAUCCAGAGAUCCAAAGACCUGCAAGACGACCUGAACAUCGCCCGGCUACGUGCCGACAAAUGGAACUCGGAGCAUGCUCAGGGCGACCGCGUGCUGCGAGGACUGCGCUCGCAAGUGGACGACCUGAAUGAAGCGCUCGCCGCCAAAGACGGUCAACUAGCGGUCCUCAAAGUCCGACUGGACGAGGCGGAUCAGCUGCUAAAGAGCCGCAGCGACGCCCUGGACGAAGCACAGAAGGAGAAGUCAAGGAUUUUGGAGAACCACACGGAAGGGAGCAGCAUGCAUUCUCUAGCUAUCCAGAGCAUGCAGGACCGGCUGCGAGAAGCUGAGCAGAGCAACAGGAGGGAAGAGGAGAGCUUUCGGCAAAUGCAGAGCGAGUAUUCCAGCCGCCUGUCCCGGCUGGAGUCCGAGCGGCAGACCCUGGCAGAGUCCUUGACGGCAGCAGAGAAGCGAGCCACAGAGGAGAAGCUGCGUGUGGACAACCUUCAUCAGCAGCUGAAGAGUGCCAAGACGGCGGCGGACACUGCCAAGCAAGAGUUACACGAUUACAAGCACAAGGCCUCACGAAUCUUGCAGUCCAAAGAGAAGCUGAUCAGCAGCCUGAAGGAGGGUUCGGGUCUGGACACUUUGGACGGCAGUGGGGCGGCGGCUGUAGAAAUGGAGGAGCUUCGUCACGAGAAGGAGCUGCAGAGGGAGGAGAUUCAAAAACUACAAUGUCAAGUACACUCGCUGCGAACAGACCUACAGGAUCUGGAAAGUCAGUCGCUGGCAGAGACAGAAACAUGGCGGGAUCAGGCGGUGCAGCUGGAGGAGCAGCAGGCUUCACUCAACAGGAUCAAACAGGAACUGGAAGCUGAAGUGGAGCGGCUCAAACAGGAGCUGCAGUACGUGGAAGAACAGCAGCAUCGGUCCAAAACUGCCCUGCAGAGCCGAGUUCAAGACAGAGAAGAUGAAAUACAGAAACUCAGGAAUCAGUUGACCAACAAGACCUUAAGCAGCAGUAGCCAAACCGAGCUGGAGAACCGUCUGCACCAGUUGACUGAGACGCUGAUCCAGAAGCAGACCAUGCUGGAGGCUCUGGGCACCGAGAAAAGCUCGCUGGUCUUCCAGCUGGAGCGUCUGGAGCAGCAGCUGAAGAGCAGCGAAGGAGUUCCGAGCGGGGGAGGAUCAGCCAUCGACAUGAGCACCGUCGAGGGACCAGGGACAAGACACCGGAACAUACCGGUCCUGUUCAGCAACCAAGAUAGUGCGGGGGUGUAUGGCAGAGUACAAAAGGCCGCCAGCACCAUUGACCGUUUCAGCAUCAGACUGGGGAUCUUCUUGAGGCGCUACCCCAUAGCCAGAGUGUUUGUCAUCUUGUACAUGGCGGUGCUGCAUCUGUGGGUGAUGAUUGUACUUCUGACCUACUCGCCGGAAAUGCACAGCACACAUCCUGACGGGAGCUAGAUGAAGAUGGACCACGUUGCCACAAAGCUGCUGGGAUUUAGGAGCUGCCUUUUUUUGCACAGAUGUCUGCUAAAGACGCUAUUUUCUCUCCUCUCCUACUGACAAGGUACAACUGACAAUUACUGAGCGAUAUCUUAUAUUAAUGCUCUCUCAAAUGCUUCCUGUCAUGCCUCUGUUCUCUUUUCCCUGCUUUCAGAGAUUGUAUUUAAAAAAGUAUAAAUAUUAUUUUAAUAAAUGACUUUAAAAACU
Messenger RNA from Nerophis ophidion (straightnose pipefish), 2698 nucleotides. It is a transcript of the gene golga5, whose product is annotated as golgin A5. Gene Ontology annotation, cellular component: Golgi cisterna; Golgi membrane. The transcript has 13 exons. Gene Ontology annotation, biological process: Golgi organization; retrograde transport, vesicle recycling within Golgi. The record is from RefSeq and is a predicted model, not a curated record. NCBI's taxonomy places the organism in Eukaryota, Metazoa, Chordata, Actinopteri, Syngnathiformes, Syngnathidae. Bases 215 to 2449 code for a protein of 744 amino acids.